Molecule: messenger RNA, 1323 nt
Organism: Caenorhabditis briggsae
Lineage: Eukaryota; Metazoa; Nematoda; Chromadorea; Rhabditida; Rhabditidae
Gene: Cbr-tag-260
Product: Protein CBR-TAG-260
Exons: 4
Coding region: 1-1323 (440 amino acids)
Biological process (GO): regulation of transcription by RNA polymerase II
Cellular component (GO): nucleus
Molecular function (GO): transcription corepressor activity
Source: RefSeq, a predicted model, not a curated record
AUGAGCACGUUCGCCCAGUCGGCUGCUCUUCUUCAGGCAUCCAUGCCUGUUUCUCCAACGCCUCCUAUUUCUGUAAUCAGCUCAAACAACAAUAACAACGACGCUAGCUCCAUUGACUACAACUCUCUAUCUCUCCAGAUGCUCGCGGCUCCUAACGCCGUCUCGCUAGCCGCUGCCAACGGAGCCGUCUCACUUCUUACCCCAACUCCUGCUGGAAUCAAAGCAACCAUUGCAUCAGCCGACAAAGUGCCAAGGCAACAAUGCUAUCUCUGUGAUCUACCACGCUGGCCGUGGGCAAUUAUCAACGAAUACAUUGAACCAGUCUGCAGAGGAUGUGUUAAUUAUGAAGGUUCUGAUAGAAUAGAACUUGUCCUCGAGGAAGCACGUCAACAGAAGAAACUACAAGGGGUUUCAAUCACUGAUCCCACAAAUGCAAAAACUUCUCAUCAAGUCCCUCUACAAGCACCCCUUCAAACAACUCCAAUCCCAAAUCAGAAUGGUGUCGGAAGGAUAAGUCCUCAAAGAACGACGACUCAGCCCGCGCCACCGGCACUUCCAACGUCUCCAUUCCAAAUGCCAAAUAUGAAUAACUUGGAACAGGCGUUGGCUCAUCAGAGACUUCUCCAGAUGACUCAAUCCAAUCCACGUGCUGUUGAUGAUCUCAUCCAACAGUCUCUCAGAAAUCUCGGAGCUCAUAACUCUCAUCUUCUGGCUCCGUUUAUGAUGAGCAUGAUGCCUAGUACUACAACUCCUUAUGCAAAUCCAAGAAAACGGGAAUCCGAUGAGGAACAGAAGCCUGAAAUCUACGGAAAAGUUCAAAGAGGAGAUGCCCAAACUACAACGGCCUCGCCAACCUCCACCCACUCCCCCGAACACCCGGGACUCAAGGAUCGCAGAGCCAUCGCCCCAAUCGAGAGAAUUUUGAGAUGCACCAUCUGCAAUGAACGUCUCGAAGACACACACUUUGUACAAUGUCCAAGUGUCAACAUGCAUAAGUUCUGCUUCCCGUGCUCGCGGAGCAGUAUUAAGGAUCAAUGCAGAAGUACUGAUAUGUACUGCCCAUCGGGAGACAAGUGUCCAUUAGUUGGGUCAGCUAUGCCAUGGGCUUUCAUGCAGGGAGAGAUUGCUCAGAUUCUUGGAGACGAGUAUGAAGACUUCAAGAAGACGCGAGAGGCUCAUGGACUUGCUCCACCAAUGGGAGCCAAUUCAGCCACCCUUGCCGCCGCCGCUGCCGCACAGAAUGGCACCAAUCAAACCUCUCCAGCCUCAACGACUACUUCUGCGGCUUCUUCCACUUCUGCUGCCACGUCACCACAAAACUAG